AUGUUCAAAAAUGAGUAUCAGGGAGGUGCAUUUGUUGAAAUCUUUAGUGCCCAGGGAAAAAAUCCUGGAGCAAAGUGGAAGAUCCUUGGAAGUCCAUCUGUGAUUUGGAAAGAGUUUGAUAAAGAAGUGAAAAGUUUUGUGUUUGUCCUGGAAGGCAGCAGCCAGACAAACAAAAUUCAGUUACCAAAGGAGAAUAAGCAAAUCCUUGGACUGAUCCAGAGGUUUCUUGUACUUCAGAUUUACAUACCCCUGGGACAAGACUUCUCCACUGAAUUGCUAAUUACUGAUUUAGGAAAUAUCAAAAGAAGAUUGUACUUAUCAACGGUCCAUAAAGAACUGUCCUCAACCCCUCUCCAUGCAAAAAUUCCACUCUUCAUGAUCAAGCGUAAAAUUUGGUGCAACCUAUGCAUUGACUUGGUGGCAUUUACCAGUGAAAUAUUCAAGGGAGCAGUUUUCCAGUCAUUGGAUGGAAUUAUUGUCUCAGCUAACUGUAAGCUGCGGAAGAUCUUCACUUUAAAAUCCAAACCUCAAGACACUGCUGAUAAAGAUGCUGGAUAUGGUGUACCUUUUCCAACAGAUGAGCCUACAGACAUUAUUCCACGGAGCUGCCAACUAACGACAGAUGUUCCACAAGUCACACAGCUGCUAAACAUGACCAAACUCCGCCAAACUAUAAUAAAACUCGGAGGUCACCCUCUAAGCUCAGCAGAAUCUGAUCUGUUCCUUAACAGAGGGACAGGUAGUGUGCGGAACAGUAAAAAUCAAGAUGUUUGUCAUAUUGCCUUUGGAUCCAAGGUUCUUGGCCCACCUCCACUCUCUGGCAGAAGAAAUAACCUGAGGAUGUCCAGUGAGACAAUAAGAUCCAUUGGGUCCAAAAAUAACCGAUCAUGCCAACCGUCCACAGUAGAGAGGAGUGUUAACAGUGCAGAAAUGUCAGCUUUGCUGAUUUCUGAGUCUGAGGAGCAAGGAGAUAAAGAAAAUAUUCGCCAAAUAAAGCUGACUGUACCUGUUCAUGCCAAUCUGCAUAUUAUGCAUCCACAUCCCCCUCAAGAACCAUCAGCAGAUAAGAAUAAUAACAGGAGAAGAUUACGGUUAAAAAGCACCAACAGAGAAAGGACAGAGACACCCAGCGGCAGUUCUUCAGGAAAUAGCAGGAAUGGAGAUAAAGCAGCUGUCCUCAUCACUGAGUCCCAGCAAGGAGCUGGGACGGUGAGCCCCAGCACUCCAGCUCCCCAGUCUCCUGAUGAAUCAGAUGAAUGGAUAUUUCCCAACAGUGAUGAUCACAUUCGCCAUUUGGAAUCCAGCAGACAGUCUCUUCUGGGUGAUGACUCCUGCCACACCUCACACUUGUGGCUGGAAACCAGCAAGGAGAGUGAGCAGGACCCGCAGGCAGAGGAGACCUGGAUUGUCCCAAAGGACGUGUUUACCUUUUCAUCAAGACCGCGAUCAGCACCGCACGGAAAGACUCAGAACAUGUCCCCAGAGGGGUGCCCAUUUAUUCUGGAUCUAACAGAGGAUACCGGUGUGACCCAAAUGGAGGAUGAAUUUUAUAAUGAAGACAGCAGCGAAGAGGGUAACUACAGUGUCCAGGAUUCUCCUAGUUCAACAACUAGUCCAUCAGGGUUAACUCAGUUAACAUUAGAGAGCAUGCUGGGAAAGACUGCAAGGUGGACAAGUAAAGAAUAUCUAAAAAGUGCCUACACAGAAGCAGAAGCAUCAGAAAGCCAGAAUUUCUUGGUGCAGCAGAUAGAUAGAAACAACCUUCAACCGAGUUUGGUGCCUGUGCCAUCGCUUUCUCCCCCUGGAAGAAGCAGUGAACCCUCUCAGAAUGCUCCAGAUCCUAUUAUCACAGCAAAGGACCCACUGGCCCAUCAAGUGCCAGCUUCAGUAAACAAAGCCUCCCUGAAGGAAAUCUCAGAGGAGAAGCUGAGACCAAUUCCUGGAGUAGCAGAAUAUGACUGGAGAAACUACCAGCCCAGCCAGAUGAGUGAAUCUGAGUUGCAAAUGCUGGCAAGCCUACGGCAGCAGCAGAAUGAUGAUCUGGAGGACACGGGGGCUGCGCAUGGCCUGAGUGCCUCCCAGGUGGACAACUGUAACGUCAGCAUCAGUACCAGCAGUGACGACACCACCACCUGGAACUCCUGCCUGCCGCCUCCUGUCAACCAGGGUCGGCACUAUCAGAAAGAAAUGAAUCCACCUUCUCCUUCUAACCCCCGGGACUGGCUAAACAUGCUGAGCCCACCCAUCGUUCCCCCCAGUCGGCAGCCUGCAGAGCAGCAUCAGGAUUCUUCUGGAAGUUUGACUGCUCAAGGUGAAGAAGACCUGAGUGUGGAAGAGGACGAGGAAGUGCUGACUCUUCUGUAUGACCCAUGUCUGAACUGUUACUUUGAUCCCCAGACUGGGAAAUACUACGAGUUGGUGUAA
Molecule: messenger RNA, 2424 nt
Organism: Pipistrellus nathusii (Nathusius's pipistrelle)
Lineage: Eukaryota; Metazoa; Chordata; Mammalia; Chiroptera; Vespertilionidae
Source: the annotation of a GenBank genome assembly